GGAGCAUGUUUUGCUGCGGUACGUCAGCAGGCCCCUUUCACAGCAUCCAGGAUGCCGGGGAGGGCAGUGCUGCUUGUGCUGGCCCUUGGCCUAGCUGCAACUGCACAAAAGACCAGGCUGACCCUUGACCCUCCGUGGAGCACAGUGUUUAGGGGGGAGAGCGUUACUCUGACAUGCAGCACAUCUCACCCUUCUGGACGGAGAUUCACAUGGUAUCGCAACCACAAGCCCUUCAGAUCCACAGAAAAAAACAACCUCAGAAUUAAAUACACACAGGAGGAGGAUGCAGGUAGAUACCAGUGCAAGGCUUCUGACUCCGAGCGAAGCGACCCCGUUCAGCUGACCAUUUCUGAAAAUUGGCUAAUUCUCCAGGUCCCUUACUAUGGUGUGUUCGAAGGGGACCCGCUGUGCCUGAGGUGCUACGGAUGGAAAGGAGCAAAGGUGUCUGGGAUAAGAUAUUACAGAGAUGGAGUAGAUGUUACACCAUCCCAUGUGAACUCAGAGCUGUCCAUCAAACAAGCAAGGACACGUGACAGUGGCAAAUAUCACUGCACUGGAUCAAUGAGGACUACAGUCAUGUUUACUGAAGUCAAUUCUCCUCCGGCGUCUAUUUCUGUCCAAGAGUUGUUUUCGACUCCAGUGCUGAAGGCAGCAGGCUCGGGUGACCCCAUAGAAGGAAGCCCGGUGACCCUGAGUUGUGUCAUGCAGCUCAACCCCCAGAAAUUGGACACACCGCUUCAGAGAUUCUUCUACAAAGACAGCAGGGUCUUGGGAGAACCUAGGAGCUCCCCUGACUACCACAUCCCAGUAGCAGGGCUACAAGACUCAGGAUCUUACCAUUGCGAGGUGCAGACGGUGACCGCAAGUGUUUGGAAACAGAGUCCCGAGUUAAAGAUUGCUGUUAAACGAAUCCCGGCGUCCCAAGUCUCCCUGGAGGUCCAGCCCCUCGGGGGGCAGGUGACGGAAGGGGAGUGGCUGAUGCUGAGCUGCUCUCUGUCUAUGGGCACAGGGCCAAUCACCUUCUCCUGGCACCGGGAGGGCUCCAGACAGGCUCUGAGAACAGAGACUCAGAGCUCUCAGAGGAUGGUCUAUGAGAUCCCUGCAGCCACGGAGACCGACACAGGAGAGUAUUACUGCAUGGCCUCCAAUGGCAAUGUCCCAGCAUCGAGCCAAAGGGUGAAAGUUGCUGUGAAGGUUCCAGUGUCUCCACCUCACCUGACCAUCAGUGCGGCCGGCACCUGGGCUGCCAUCGGGGACGUGGUGGUGAUCCAGUGCGAGUCGCCCCGUGGCUCACCCCCCAUCCUCUAUCGGUUUCAUCACGAGGGAGCCGCUCUGGGGAACAGGACGGUCAGUUCCCGAGGGCCGGGAUCCCUUGCUCUGAAUGUGACAUCUGAACGGGAUUCUGGGACCUACUCCUGUGAGGCUGAUAAUGGCAUGGCCAGCGGCCCCCAGCACAGCGACCCCUUCCACCUCUCCGUGCUCGUGCCUGUGUCCGGGGCCACCAUCGCCGCAGAUCGCAUGGGGCCAGAGGUCGUGGCUGGAGAAAGCCUGAAUCUCAGCUGCUUGGUGGAGUCUGGCACCGCCCCUCUCUUCAAGUGGCUCCACAACGCCCAGGAGCUGGCUGCAGCCUCGGGGCUCAACCCACCCAUGGCUGUGGGGAACACGCUGCAUUUCGGGUCUGUGCAGCUGGGCCAUGGAGGGAAUUACCAGUGCAUUGCCAGCAACCAGCUCAGCCCCCAAAGAGUCUUCCAGGCCCCCAGUGAGAUCCUGGCCAUCACUGUGAUAGAGCACACGAGCGCCCGGGUGGUUGUGCCUGUGACUGUCUCCAUCCUGUUCCUGUUCCUGAUGGGUGUCACUGCAGCUCUGUUGUUCUACUUCAAGUGCUGGAAGAAAGCAGAAGGAAUGGUUUUCGAUGCCCCGGGGAGGGCCACAUGCCUCCCAGUCCAGCACGAGCCCCCUGGCCAGAGGCUGCCUCCACCGGGGAGCUUGGGCCUCCAUGCUGAGGAGCCGUCUUACAGCAAUGUGUGUCCCCUGGAGCCGCAGAGUGAAGACGUGGAGUACACAGUUGUCAACAUCAAGAAAAGAAGUGGGGAUAAACCCAAGGGAACUCCGCCAAGGGACAAUGGCAUAGAAUGCAGCACAUGCAGGCUGGGGCCAUGGAGGCCUUGUCCCUGGCUGGUGCCCUCUGCAUUAGGACUGACAAGCCAGAGCAGAGAUGGAGGCAAAUGCUCUGGGUCUGCACAGCUGCUGCUGCCUAGUGAGGUGUAGUGAGCAGAUGAUUUGCUGAGGGGCCCGGACAGCAGCCCUGAUCUCUGUUAAUCCCUGUGAUGGGUCUCCGGUAUCCAUCCCAGGGGGUUGCCGGCUUGGGUGUUGUGACAACUGGGCUAAUCCGCCCUGCCGCCAACAAAGGUUGGAUUUGCUACAUGGUUUGUCUUUGAGAUUUUUUCAUUUGCUUAACAUGGCUUUAUGUACAGCCCUUGUCCCCGGGGACUGACCUGCGGGAAGUGCCCUCUGCCUGUCCUGCUCGCCUAGACCCCGUGCAAAGACAUGCUGAAUAGAAACUCAUCCAUGGCUUGAUCCUGGAGAGAGCAGGAUCAGAGUAACACCCAGGGAGCAAGUCUGUUAACUAGGGAACCUGCAGCUGGGAGAGAGAUUUUCCAUCCUGCCUGGCUAUAAUGCUGGAAUACAGCACUAGACCAGCGUCAGGUCUAGGUCUGGGGAAUGGCUAUAUCCACGAUCACGCAACAUGGAGCUUGACCCAGCUGGUGUCUGACCGUGGUGAUGGAGGUGAUUUGCGCAUUGGUUUUCUCCAGCACAAGGACACCAGGUGGCCAGAGAUUGCUGGAAUUUCCCAGCCUCCUCUCUCUGGAGGAAACUUGGUUCAGUUCAGCUUUACAAAGGUGUUUUCAAAACUGUUUCUUUUCUUAGAACUGGAAACACAAUAAAACACCAAAGUGCCCAGAGCAGCUGGAGAAAGCCACUGUCCCCUGUUUCAUGGAUUCCAAGGCCAGAAGGGACCAUUGUAAUCAUCAGAUCUGACCCCCCUCUGUAACGUAGGCUAGAGAACUUCCCCCA
Messenger RNA from Chelonoidis abingdonii (Abingdon island giant tortoise), 3075 nucleotides. Its product is annotated as Fc receptor-like protein 3. The record is from RefSeq and is a predicted model, not a curated record. Gene Ontology annotation, molecular function: transmembrane signaling receptor activity. NCBI's taxonomy places the organism in Eukaryota, Metazoa, Chordata, Testudines, Testudinidae. Gene Ontology annotation, cellular component: external side of plasma membrane. Gene Ontology annotation, biological process: immune response; cell surface receptor signaling pathway.